ACCUCCAGACACAGUCAUCAUUGCUGUUAGAAGUGACAGCUGUGCUUUUCUUUUUUAAACCUCGAGAUCACCUGCUGUGAUUAUCAGACAGUGACCAGUUUCCUGUUCAAUCUUUCCAACAUCCCUUUUUUUGUGAGAAUGUGACAUUUCGUUGAGUACCAGCUUCAAAGCUGUCUGUCAGGUGUUCGGCUUCAUCUUGUCUCUCUCGGAGGACCCGUCAGUGGGUGAGCAGCCAUGGUGCUGCUUCACCUCCCUCUCCCCUUCCUCCUCCUCUUCCUCUUCCUCUUCCUCUUCUCUCUCACCCCUCUGUCCCCGGCCUCCCCCCAUGGAGACCCCCACACCCCCCUGCCUGGUGCAGCAGCAGCUUCGAUCCUGCAGCAGCGGCCCUUCGUUGUGGUGUGGAACCUGCCCACAGCUCAGUGUCACUCACGCUUCAACAUCCACCUGGACCUGAGCGCCUUCGACAUCGUGGAGAACCGAGAGCAGCGCUUCCUGGGACAGAAAAUGACUAUCUUCUACCGCGACCGCCUGGGGAAAUACCCCUACCUCUCCCGAGGCGGGGGGAAGGUAAACGGAGGGAUCCCUCAGCUCAGCGACCUCUCGGCUCACCUCUCCCUGGCGCUGUCGCAGAUGUCCUCCUCUCUGCAGCCAAACUUCAACGGGUUAGCUGUUAUCGACUGGGAAGACUGGCGGCCAUUGUGGGAGAGAAACUUUGGAACCAAGAUGGAGUAUCGGAGGCAGUCUAAGCUGCUGGUGAGACAGGAGAAACCAGAUUUGUCAGAAAGGGAAACAACAUUGUUGGCAACGAAGACGUUUGAGGAGAGCGCUCGGAGGUUCAUGGGGGAGACGCUUCGAAUGGGGGUCACACAUCGCCCUGAGGGACUCUGGGGGUUUUAUGGUUUCCCUGCCUGCUUUAAUAAUCACAAGCAAAAGACAGAUCAAAGCUACACAGGACGCUGCCAUGCAGGAACCGAAGAGCAGAACGACCGUCUGUCCUGGCUCUGGAGUCAGUCCUCCGCUCUGUAUCCCAGCAUCUACCUGCCUCCAUGGCUGGAAGGGUCCACGGACGCAGCUCUGAUGGUCAGACACAGACUGCUGGAGGCUUUGAGGGUGGCGUCAGUUUGGCGCCAUGGCAACGAUACUAACCAAGCCACACCGGUCCUUCCCUACGCCAGGCUGGCAUUCACACACACUCUCACUUUUCUUAAUAAGAUGGACCUGGUGCACACGCUGGGGGAGAGUGCGGCGCUGGGUGCUGCUGGAGUGGUGCUGUGGGGGGAGCUGAAGUUUGCCCAAUCUAAGAAUCAGUGCAUCCUUCUCAGGGACUACGUGCACACUGUCUUGGGUCCCUUCGUCCAAUCCUUGAGGUCGGACACUAAGCGGUGCGGCCUUCAACUUUGCCAUGGCAACGGACGCUGUGCCAGGCGACGCCCCGGCUCUGGUUACAUGAUCUCCUCAGGUCUAGCUUUGACCUUUAACCCCAAUGAAAUCCAUUUCCUCUCUGACUCCUCCCAUGGCAGAGCAUUUCAUAACCACUUCCUGUGUCAGUGCUACCCGGGCUGGACCGGGCAGGAGUGUCAAGAGAAGAAGAACGAAAACAGAGAGAAUAGAAGUAACAGAAAUGUUUCUAUCAAACAGACAUCAGUCAUUUAAAAUGAAAUAAGUGAAUUGUGUUUAUUUCACACAAAAAAUCCCGAAGUAUGCAUGAACAACGGAUUUGAAUUAGAUUUCCCUCCAAGUGCAAAUCAUUUUUGAGUUUAACUUGAUGACACUUCAUUACAUUUUUCAGGAUUUGUCACUUUUUUCCUCUUAACUUUUUGUUACUGGAAGCACCUUCCAAGUCAAGCUUUUAACCUACACUGCAGUGUUGUUGCAGCAGGAAACCUAACACAGUAAUGGCUGCCCUGAGAAAUAUGUUAUAAGGGGUGGUUGAGGUCAUUGACCUUUAAUAAAUGUUACAUUGUUUUAAUUAAAAAAAGCAAACUAG
This is a messenger RNA of Gymnodraco acuticeps, 1987 nucleotides long. RefSeq names its product hyaluronidase 3 (gene hyal3). The record is from RefSeq and is a predicted model, not a curated record. Gene Ontology annotation, cellular component: acrosomal vesicle. Lineage: Eukaryota; Metazoa; Chordata; Actinopteri; Perciformes; Bathydraconidae. Gene Ontology annotation, molecular function: hyalurononglucosaminidase activity. Bases 235 to 1653 code for a protein of 472 amino acids. Gene Ontology annotation, biological process: carbohydrate metabolic process; hyaluronan catabolic process. The transcript has 7 exons.